Molecule: messenger RNA, 627 nt
Organism: Symbiodinium sp. CCMP2592
Lineage: Eukaryota; Dinophyceae; Suessiales; Symbiodiniaceae
Source: the annotation of a GenBank genome assembly
AUGGAGCAGCCAAGCCAGGUUCGCCGUGUUUUCCUGCUGCGCCAUGGGGAGGCUGAGCACAACGUCUCAGACGAGGAUGUGCCAGAUGCGCCCUUGACAGCUCGGGGGCGUGGCCAAGCAAACGCCUGGCGAGACAGGAUGGAGGAGUACGAUUUUGAAGUUGUUCUUCUCUCGCCUCUCACCCGGGCCAUUCAGACGGCGUGCUAUGCCUUCCAGGAGGAGGAGGACGUCCCCUUAGUCGUAGUCCGUUCAGCCCGUGAACUUUGGUGGGAGGAUGUUGCCAACCAGCCGGGCCCCCUGGAGUCAGUGUACAAGAGGUUGGAGCAGCUGCCGCGUGGGCACGAGGUACAAGCCCUGGAAGCUGCUUUGAGCACCAAAGAUGCAGGGACGGAGGCUGAGAGCAUUCGCCACUUCCGGACGGUGCUGGCCAAACGUCCAGAAAAAACCAUUGCGGUGGUGACACACUGGGGAGUAAUCAACGCCCUUUGUCGUCAAAGCGCCGACAACUGCGAGAUGAUGGAAUGCCUUUGCGAUGGGAAGGGCGACCUCACCUUUGUCCGCAAGCACGUCUCACCGUUUUGGGGCUGCUCGGACGGCGCGCCUCACAUAGCCUGCAGCAUCGGCUAG